AUGCCAACUGAUGGCGCCAUCUCUAAAUUCCUCUAUGUCAUCAUGAAACAGCUAGACCUCAAAUCGAUCGACUGGCAGCAGGUUGCUGAUCAGCUAGACAUCACCAACGGUCACGCCGCCCGCAUGCGCUACUCUCGCUUCAAGCAGCAGAUGGAGGGUGUCGCACCUGCCCCACGCAAGGCCAGAGCCGCCGUUCCCCGUCAGAGGACAUCGAAGCCCGACAAAUCUGACAAGAACAAGACACAGACAGAAGAGCAUCAAGGGACAGUCUUCAAGGCGGAUAAAGAGGAAAAUAUGGAUGCGAUGUCAGGCGUUGAGCAGACUGUCAAGGCGGAGCAUUUUGUCAAGCCGGAGCCGGAGAUCAAGGCGGAGCUCGGUGGAGAGGAGGAUGGGACGUGGUCGCCGGAUGGUAGUGCAGAUGCUGACGCGAUGCAACAGGUGUCCCUGGAGUCAGCAGCUUUUGUGAACCAUGGCGAUCUGCUGCAGUACUCUCCAGUGGAAACACCCCAGAUUUCGCCAGAGCUUGUUGCAGUAAAGCCAGAGCCAGUUGUCAAGAUAGAGCCUCUUUGGGAGAACUGA
Molecule: messenger RNA, 579 nt
Organism: Letharia columbiana
Lineage: Eukaryota; Fungi; Ascomycota; Lecanoromycetes; Lecanorales; Parmeliaceae
Exons: 2
Coding region: 1-579 (192 amino acids)
Source: RefSeq, a predicted model, not a curated record